Molecule: messenger RNA, 3015 nt
Organism: Pieris napi
Lineage: Eukaryota; Metazoa; Arthropoda; Insecta; Lepidoptera; Pieridae
Gene: Keap1
Product: kelch-like ECH-associated protein 1B
Exons: 12
Coding region: 773-2581 (602 amino acids)
Molecular function (GO): protein binding
Source: RefSeq, a predicted model, not a curated record
UUUUUUGAAUACUAGAUGUACACCUACAAACAAUUCAGUGAACUGAAUAUUUCAUGUAGUGUGCAAAAAAAUCGUUUGGUAUCACAGUCUAAAGCAAUGCAAUUUUGCAACUACAUUGUUGCACAUGUUAACUAGUAGCUAUACAAACUUAUGGUGUUAUUCAUAAACAUUAUAACCUUUAAAGUUUAAACCAAGUAAAAUAAUGUUUUGUCACAUGAUUUAUUUGCAUAGUAACAAGAAUGACAUAUCAAUCAAUAGCAAUUAAAGGCUAAUAGCAUAUUUAAAAAAUAAGGAGGAUAAAAUUUUAAUCUUAAAAUCAAAACUAAGAUUCAUUAGAAGCUAUAGCUUCUAUAGGUCAAACUCCAAUAUGUUUUGAUAUUCUUAGCAUUAGGUCUGACUCUGAAAUUUUCCCUAAGAUUGUUAUCAGCAAAACAUUCUUCUGGAAUUAGCAUUAAUUUGAAGAAUGUCAACUGUGAUCUCUACACACAGCCUUAUUGGUUUGCCUUAAUCUUUAAUAUUACAUUAGAAAAAUAGGAUUCUUAUCAUUAAGUUAAAUCACUAAGAAAUUUAUGGGGCAUUUAUAUAAUAUACUUAUUUAUGAUUGUAAAAAUUUUAAGAGUUAGCAAAAGCCUUUGUCUCACAUUAUGUCUGCUAUCAUGACACCAUGAUAGGAUAGUUGCAGGCAGUUGGUGACAAAGAGCCCUACUAGUUUCCUGUACAAUAUCUAAAGUAAACUACUUCCACAAAAAACAUUUUGUUCACACAAAAUAACAUGGAGAAAGAAGAUGAGGCUCGACGAGGCAACUUACUUGAUGAUAUGCCACCUAUUAACUGUGAUGUCAUGAUAGACUCUGUCUAUGGCAGCAGCAAGGACAUUGGCGAUACAACCUUCUGUUUAGGAAAUUACAUACCAGACUUUAUGAAGAUGCUGUUCACGAUGCGGUCUCACCACAUGUUGACGGAUGUGGUCCUGGAGGUGGGCAACGAGCUGUUCCACGUGCACAAGGUGGUGCUGGCCGCCGGCAGCCCCUACUUCAAGGCGAUGUUCACGAGCGGGCUGAAGGAGUGCGAGAUGUCGCGAGUGCGGCUGCAGGGCGUGUGUCCGUCCGCCAUGGCCUGGCUCGUGUACUUCAUGUACACGGGCAAGGUGCGCAUCACGGAGGUCACCGUCUGCCAACUGCUGCCCGCCGCCACCAUGUUCCAGAUCUCGAAUGUCAUAGACGCGUGCUGCGCCUUCCUAGAGAGGCAGCUGGACCCUCUCAACGCCAUCGGCAUCGCCAACUUCGCCGAGCAGCACGGCUGCGUCGAGCUCAAGCAGAAGGCCAACCAGUUCAUCGAGAGAAACUUUAUACAGGUUUGCCAAGAGGAGGAAUUCCUACAACUGACGGCGCCAGAGAUAAUAAAUCUCAUCAGAAAAGAUGAACUGAACGUCAGAGAAGAACGGGAAGUAUACAACGCCGUAUUGAAUUGGGUGAAGUACGACGAAGAGCGGCGUCACCCGCGCAUGGAGCACAUCCUGCAGGCGGUGCGCUGCCAGUUCCUGACGCCCAGCUUUCUAAAGGAGCAGAUGACCACCUGCGCCGUCCUUCAGAAGGUGCCCGCCUGCCGAGAGUACCUCGCCAGGAUAUUCCAGGACCUGACGCUCCACAAGAAGCCCGUGGUGAAAGAGAGACGACCCAACACGCCCCGCAUCAUCUACGUGGCGGGAGGCUACUUCCGCCAUUCCAUCGACACCUUCGAAGCCUACAACCUGGACGACAACUGCUGGAGCACGCUCCCUCGCCUCACCGUGCCUCGCUCGGGGCUCGGAGCCGCCUUCCUGAAGGGGAUCUUCUACGCGGUGGGAGGCCGCAACACGUCGCCGGGCUCGUCGUACGACAGCGACUGGGUGGACGUGUACAACCCCGCCACCGAGCGAUGGAGGCCGUGCAGCCCCAUGGCCACGCCGAGACACAGGGUGGGCGUGGCGGUGAUGGACGGGCUGCUGUACGCCGUGGGAGGCUCCGCCGGUUCCGAGUACCACAAGUCCGUCGAACGGUACGACCCCGAGACGGACACGUGGACGUACGCGGCGGCGAUGGGCUGCGCCCGGCUCGGGGUGGGCGUGGCCGUCGUGAACCGGCUGCUGUACGCCGUGGGCGGUUUCGACGGCGUGCGGCGCGUCCGCUCCGUCGAGUGCUACCACCCCGAGAACAACGUGUGGAGCGAGGUGGCGCCCAUGGGCGUCGCCCGCAGCGGCGCCGGAGUGGCCGCCCUCGGCCAGCACGUGUACGUGGUGGGCGGCUACGACGGCGCGCAGCAGCUGGCCGCCGUGGAGCGCUACGACACGGAGCGCGACUCGUGGGAGACGGUGGCGCCCGUGCCGGUGGCGCGCUCGGCGCUGUCGCUCACCGUGCUGGACAACAAGCUCUACGCCAUGGGCGGCUACGACGGCAACGCGUUCCUGGACAUCGUGGAGGUGUACGACCCGGCCACGGACUCGUGGAAGAGCGGGCCGCCGCUGACGUCCGCGCGCUCGGGCCACGCGUCCGCCGUCUGCUACCAGCAUCCGGCGCCCGCGGAUGCGCACUCGCGCUCGUGACCGGGCGUUCCCGAACCUCCGAUGAGCCACGACCGCCUCGCGCUAAAACGGUGAUCGUCGACUCGUCCGGAAAGGACGGCUCCGCGCGUGAAACGUUCGAGGUGACCGACGCAGGCGAUUUGAGUUCACUUUAUCACUUUUACACAUAUUUUUGUAGACACGUGACAGUCGGUCGGAUCCUCGACAGAAUUGCAUUUCGUAUAAAUCUUAAUUAUGAUAAUAUAAUAUGGCCGUGGACAUCUAAGUCUUUAUGGUUUAAUUCGUGAUACGAUCGCUAAUGUAAUGUAAUAAUUAUAAAUUGUAAUAAAUAAAAUUAAACAGUACGUAUGUGUAUAUAUGGCGAGGUGGAUAUUUUAAUCAUAAGUAAUCGUGUCCUCGAUGUACAUAGGUAAGUUAAAAUAUGAUUUUUAUAAAUAAAUUGAGAUUUACGAGAA